GUCAACGGCUACUCUGGUCCACGCCAUCCUGAAGUCCUGGAUCCAGCCUGUGUCAGCAGGCCAGUCGCUGCGUAUGGUGGCCACGUGAUCGGUGCUCGAGUAGAGGCAUCCCGGAAUCUGACCAACUUCUGCUUUCCAUCAGCGAUGACUCUCGAUGAGCGUGCAGACCUGGAGCGCAUCGUCACAAAGGUUCUUCUCGAGUGGGAGGGGGACCUGGCCGGCGACUACUUCCCUCUCAGCGGCUCUGGGUCCUUUGUGGCUUAUGACGGUGGUAUGACGGCAGAGGAUGCCUCCGACCUGGAGAGUCAUGGUUUUCUCUUCCAAGCUCCGAGCUCCGCAAUGUUCCUCUCUUCGGGCAUGGGCAAACAUUGGCCCCAGGCGCGUGGCGUCUAUGCGAACAGCUCGAGGGACAUGGCCAUCUGGAUCAAUGAAGAGGAUCAUCUUCGCUUGAUCGCCACGGCAAGUAGCCCCCAGAAGGCCUUUGAUCGCUUCUGUGCCCUAGAAGGUGCGCUGAAGCUCGGCUUGCAACACGAAGGCCUGAGCUUCGCCUCGCACGAGGCUUUCGGGUUUCUGACCUCGUGUCCGUCAAGAGUUGGUACCGGCGGCUUCCAGGUUGGUGCUCAACUGAAGCUGGCCCUCGUAGAAGACGCGGAGGACCGACACUUCGAGGAUGUUUCCUCUGAGAUCGAAAGUCAAGGGGUCCUCCAGAUGAAGGCAACUGCCAGGAUAGGGCAGUCCGAAGCAGACAUGGUACAGGCAGUCGUAUCGGCAUGUGAGCAGCUGAUUGCUGAGGAGAUCCAGCUGGCCACAGGUCUUGCCAGGCAAACUACAGUCGGACAGGGAGCUGUCCGUUCAAACGUGGUCGAGAAUUUUUCAGCCAAGCUGAACAGCAUUCGGUUUCAUCCAAACGAAUGGAAUUGUCAGCCACUUGGUGGCAUGGUGGGAACCACCACAUUUUCAAUGCCUCGAACGCGCAUGCGCUUGGAGUUCAACGUCAACAUCACGCAUGCAGAGU
Molecule: messenger RNA, 1015 nt
Organism: Symbiodinium necroappetens
Lineage: Eukaryota; Dinophyceae; Suessiales; Symbiodiniaceae
Source: the annotation of a GenBank genome assembly